AUAUAAUGUAUGUUCGCAGUGGUGUAUGUUGUUAGUGCCAGUGAGAACCCGUUCUAUUGGCAAUCUUCGUUUGAAGUUGGGUAAUUUAACAUGGGUUUCAAUGGAAGAUGACAUCUGUGUAGUGAGACCUUAAUGAAAUAAAAUUACGUUUGUGCUCGUGAGGAAGGUGUGAAAUACAUAAAAAUAAUGCUGAAAGAGUUGCGCGCCCUUCAUUUGAAAAAAAAAAACCCCACCACGAAACGAGUCCGUCAUGAUAAAAACCAACUUUAACUCAAACUCUACUUAAUUUUAGAUGUGAUCCGGAACUGGUGCAUCACCUGUACAUGAACAUCGUAAAUUCUUGUCUGGACGUGUCUACCGUAACUAGGAUAUGUCUAGUUCAUCAAGAUAAACUCGAAUCACUACCUGUUGACUUCAAAUGAUGAAACGCAAGAUCGAGGACAUUCAAGAACAGUGUGAUGAAUGGCUGUCCACAAGAAAUAGAAAAAAGGUGAGACCUGCUGAGAAAUUCCCUAAAAGGAGUCGGCUGGCCCGUGUGAUGUCCAUGAAUUCAUCGUUAUGGCAACUGACUCAGAAUUCCCAGCCACCUUUACAGCUGAAGACCACCACCAAACAAAGUAGUCUGCUCAGUUUCUUCAAGUCAUCAGAUUUAAAGAAAACAGAAUUUGAAACCACGCCACACAAGAGCCUUUCUAGCUCUGCAGAACAGACUGAACUCGAUGAUGUGUUAGAUAAUCCUGUGCAACAUCUCAGUGUUGUAUCGCCUGCAGAUCUAUCAACCCAGUCACCAGCUGAUGGCGACAGUGCUGAGCUGAACGAUUCAAGGGAGACAACUCUUAAAGCCUUACGCGAAAGUGGAUCCAACACCAUCAUAGAUGCAUCAUCGUCAAGUGACACCGACUCAGAAAGACUAACAGUUGCAGAUUCACCCGGAAGUAAAAUAGUGCUAGGCCAAAAUACGAAAUCUGAGGUUUUUGAAGACGACAAAAAAGAAAAUUUUCAUGACAAUUUAGCAUGUAAUUACUCGCCUGUAAUUAAUGAACCAAGGUGUUUUGAUCAUAAUGAAGGUUCCAGCACGAGAAGAUUAGAGACUAAUGUACAAUCACUGAAAAGUUUACAUUGUACAAAUGAUGAAAAUAAUAUUUUACAGAACAGUAAGCCAAGAGAAAAUGAAAAUUGUGAUCAUCUUUGUGAUAGAUUAUGCACAGAAAGUUUGCAGUUUUCAGAUUCUUGUUACGAAACUUUGUCACUGGGAGGCAACAUGUAUUCGAAGCAGUAUAAAACCAGCUUGCACUGUCGUCAUGGUGAUGAUACUCCCUCUUUUGACAGUGAAAAUACCAUUCAGUUUACUGAUACCCAGAGUUGUGAUAUUUCUUUCCAUUCUCCAUUAGAUGAUACGAGCAAUCAGCCAGAUAGCUCAGAUAGUAUAAAUCUGUUGCCAUCCAUAUUACAAUGAGCAAAGGAGAAUGGCAUAAACUGUACUGAUGAUAUUGUAAGUGAGGCAGACUCUAUCAGUUUUUCCUUAACUCAUACAUGCAGUAUGUUUGAUAGUUAAAAUAUUUUCUCAUAAUCUUGAUCAAACUCUGAACUAGAAAAACACAAUAAACUUUACUAAUUGGU
Messenger RNA from Gigantopelta aegis, 1620 nucleotides. RefSeq lists its product as uncharacterized. The transcript is spliced from 5 exons. The coding region runs from base 419 to 1456 and encodes 345 amino acids. NCBI's taxonomy places the organism in Eukaryota, Metazoa, Mollusca, Gastropoda, Neomphalida, Peltospiridae. The record is from RefSeq and is a predicted model, not a curated record.